Molecule: messenger RNA, 2840 nt
Organism: Neocloeon triangulifer
Lineage: Eukaryota; Metazoa; Arthropoda; Insecta; Ephemeroptera; Baetidae
Product: condensin-2 complex subunit H2-like
Exons: 15
Coding region: 330-2345 (671 amino acids)
Biological process (GO): meiotic chromosome condensation; mitotic sister chromatid separation
Cellular component (GO): nucleus; condensin complex
Molecular function (GO): chromatin binding
Source: RefSeq, a predicted model, not a curated record
GGCGCCUUCGAAAGUGGAGGGAAUCGAACAGAGGGGGAGGCUAAACUGUACCGAAGCAAACAAUAAACAUAAACAGAGAGGCCCUGCGAGUUAAACUCAAAUUAUCACGAAUUGUGCUAAUUUCUUGCUGUUCUCGCCAUCUCGACCCUCGGUCUCCGCAAGUCUGCAAGGGCACGAGACGCACCUGCGCUUCUUUUUGCCGUUUGAUCCGUGAAAGAUUCGCAUAAUUUCCUUGGUCAAAGGAAGUUUGCGCUGGUUCGCGCCUUUGCAGGAACUUACUUGCGGGCAGCAAAAUUUAGUCAGCACCACAAUGAGUAUUGGAUGAAGUAAUGAAUCCUUCGACAUCAACGGAUCCCACAACUUUGUUCAGGAUGCGGCCGGAUCAGCCUGUUGUUCGGUUGACCCGACAUGACUUUAGUCAAGAGCAGUCCUUUACCAACAACAACAAUAAAAUUGCAGACACUUGCCGAAAAUCAGGACUGACGCCCCAAAAACAAAAAGCACCGCCUGAAAGUUCUGCAACUGUCAACGAAGAAGAUGCUGACUUUGUUGAGGAUGACUUUUAUCUCGUAUCAAGAACGUCAGCAGAAGUCAGCUCUAUGAUGAGCAAGUUCAACUGUCUGAUGAAAAUCUACACAGACAAAAAUGCCAAUUUUGAUGUUGAGCUAACCAAGUUGCUGCAAGAGUUGAUGGUGAACAUUGUUGCUCCAUCUGAUGUCUCCGACCCUCAAAAGUCAUUGAAUUUUGGCCGCAUGGCUCUGAUUCUCCAGGGGUCCACGACAAUUUAUUCCAAGAAAGUUGAAUUCCUCUCUGACCUGUUCUCUCAAUUUCUUCUCCAUCUGUCUAGUGAGAUAGGCAAAGCGGCUACGAAUGCAGAUGGCGCUGAAGAGACGCAAGCGGAGAAAACGACGGAGGCAGCAAAAACAGGACACAAAAAGAAACAGUCCUCCAAUGUUGCAACCCCUUUUACCUUGCUUGAUCUCAAAAUUAAGAAGAAUCCUGUUCCAAUAUCUCUUCGGAAGAUUCAGUUGAGACCAAAGAUUUUCCCCAUUUUGUUUGGCAAUGGCCAGUGUGAUAAGGACAAACAGAGGGUGACCGCCCUAAACCAAGACUUGGCGGGAGAAAACACAUCAUACAGAGUGUGGGCUCCAGUCAAUGAAUCGAGAGGCCUUUUAAAUCAAGAUUGUACAGAUGAUGUGCACAACAAGUUUGCAAGCUCAAUGGCGGAAAGAGGGGAAAUUGAGCCAACGGUUGACAUUGCUGAGAGAGACGUAGUUAUGGAGCCACUUGAUGAGGGACCACCUGAUGAUAAUAUAGAACCUGAUAGGGCUGAAGAAACUGCUGAUGAGUCUGAAAUCGCACCAAAUAUUGAGCCAAAUAUAGGAGAAACAGAGCCACCAGCGCCAACGAUAGAGGAAGACCCUUGGCAAACUCUGGCGCCUGGUGACACAAUAGAAGACUUAGUGCUACAACCUCAACCUCCCGUUCCAAAAUUUCAAUCAAAAAUCGAAUUGGAAAUUGACGAGCAAUUUUACUUCAAACAGUGGUACAAAGAGACUAAAAAGACUAGAGGCUGUUUUGGUGAUGAGAAUGUGCACGAGGGUCUAGCGUUAGAAAAAGAGGGAAAACUUCUUGAACAUGCCAAAAAUGAUAGUAAAAGAAAACGCAUUGACAUUGAUUCUGAUAGAACAGGAAAGAAAACAGCCGCCUCCUUGGAAGCUUUUCUGGCUAGCACAGAAAGUGAUGAUGAAGAUGUUUUGGGCUUCUGUGAUGACAAACCUGUGUACAAAAACUCUGUCCCCGACAUGCCAAACGUAGUUGGCAUAGAAGACUGGUCCCUUGAUCCUGAUUUUGAAGACGCCCCGUUCGAAGCUCCUCCUGCUGACGAACAACCUAGUGAUGUGACAACAAACGAAGACGAGCCAACAGAUGACACUCUUGGCUUGGCCGUACCAGCUGAAGAUGCUAAGAAUGCUGCUGCUCGAGUCGAUGGCUUCAUCUCAUUCAUGAAGCAGCAGUUUGUGGAAAAUGAAAAGAAGAAAAAGUUUUCUUUCCAAACCUUUUGUGACUCAAUUCUUGGAGCAUUUCCUCCGUCAUGUAAUGUUGUUGAGCCUGAGAGUCAACCAAGACUGGGAUUCCAUGAGCUGCUGGAUCAAGUGUCAACUGGUCAAGACCAGGACAUUGCGAGGCAGCUUUUGGCUACUUUGAUGUUGGCCAAUCGUCAAAAUGUUGAAAUUGAGGGGUUUGAGGAGGGCGUUCUGGCCAACGAUUCCCUCAGCAUCAAAUUGCUCAACCGAAGCAAACAGUCGUUGAAUUUUGAAGAGGACGACCAGUACAAUUCAUAAUUUAAGACUUUUUUUUAGGGAUCUAGGUAAACUGCCAAAUCAAUUUAUUUUAGUACUGGUACUUUUUGACUCCAAACAUAAUAACAGUGUGAUAGAAGUUUUUAGCGAUCCAAUUUUUUGUGCGCUUGUUAAUGAUUUUGGGGUAAUUAAUUUUCUUACAAUUUUCAUACAGGUUGUUCAAAUACUAAAAGCAUUUUGGUCUCAGGACUUAAAAAUUAUGGUCAGUUUUCACGUCAGCAAAGAUCAGCUAACAAUUGCCAAAUAAUUUUAUACUACUUAACUUUUUUCAGUCAUUUCGCUUGCUGACUAAUUAACUCAUUCCUUAUGUUACAUUAUUGGAUUAAAUUAUUUAAAAAAUAAUGAUUUGAAAGACUCUGCAAAUAAGUGAAAUACGCUGUGCGUUUCUAUACCGGUAAUAAUAUUUGAAGUACAAUGUAAUAUGCUGUUAGUCAAUAAAUUAUUAAAUUAAUGAGUUGCUAUUUGGAUAAUAAAUAA